This is a messenger RNA of Oryza brachyantha (malo sina), 1817 nucleotides long. Its product is annotated as zinc finger protein CONSTANS-LIKE 13-like. The coding region runs from base 207 to 1403 and encodes 398 amino acids. NCBI's taxonomy places the organism in Eukaryota, Viridiplantae, Streptophyta, Magnoliopsida, Poales, Poaceae. The record is from RefSeq and is a predicted model, not a curated record. Gene Ontology annotation, molecular function: protein binding; zinc ion binding. The transcript is spliced from 4 exons.
UCGUCGUCUCCACUCUCAUUAAUGCGCACUCUUGUCCUCCUCCUCCUCCUCCGCUUCUUAUGCUUCGAGCUUGCUGCUGCUGCUGCUGCGUCGUCGUCGUCGUCGUCGUCUUCCUCGCGCUUCACGCUCGAGUAGCUAGCUAGAGAGAUCUCCUCGAGCUGUUAAGUGCGAAGCUUUCUUUCUUGGUUUCUUGGUGGUGAGUAUCCAUGGCGGGUGACGAGGAGGGCGCCAAGAAAGCCGCCGUGGCCGGUGCGGAUGGCGGCGGCGAUAGAGCGGCGGCGGUGGGGCGCUGUGACUUCUGCGGCGGCUUGCCGGCGGUGGUGUACUGCCGGGCCGACUCCGCGAGGCUGUGCCUGCCGUGCGACCGCCACGUCCACGGCGCCAACACGGUGUCCACGCGCCACGGCCGCGCGCCGCUCUGCUCCGCCUGCCGCGCCGCGCCCGCCGCCACCCGCCGCCGCGGCGGCGCCGCUGCGCGGGGCCUCUUGCUCUGCUCCAACUGCGACUUCGACGGGCUGCGCGGGGACGCCGGCGCCGGCGAGCCGCCGCGCCACGACCGCGCCGCGGUGGAGGGGUACACCGGGUGCCCGUCGAUCGCGGAGCUCGCGGCGAUCCUCGGCGUCUUGGGCGAUUACGGCGACAAGCUGGCCGGCGACGGCGGCUGGAGGUCCGCCUGGGAGGAGCCCCAGGUGCUGAGCCUUGAUGACAUCAUCGUGCCGACCACCUCCUGCCAUGGCUUCCAGCCUCUCCUCACACCAUCCUCCCCUGAGACGACUCCUGUGAUGUUGCACAAGACCCGGAGUUCACCGGACGGGGAGCUGGACGGCGAGGUACUCCGGCAGCUGGGGGAGCUUGCCAAGUUGGAGGAGGCGGCGGCGACGGCGCAGGCCGCCUUUGUGGGAGCUGAGGCGGCCGGUGAUCAGCUACCUUCAUGGGCGUCGCCGGAGUUCACUUCCGGGCAUGGUGAUUUUGGCACUGAGGCUACUAGCCAUGAAGCACCAAGCACUACACUACCUUCUUGUGAGCAUGAAACAUGGAUACCAACUGAUCACACAGACCCUACUGAUGCAAACAAGAUGGAGAUCUCGUGCGAAGAGGUUGCGCUGAGUUCAUCCGCUGAGCCAUGCCUCUCCUCAUUCGUAGAGGUUUCAGAGAUCUUGCCCAGCUUGAGCUGCAGCAGCAAUGGCAGCCAUGAUCCAGCCACCCCAGCUCCGACAACACAAGCUCUUCUGCCCAAGAAGGGCGUCUACGACAUCGCCUACCCUGACCGGGGCAUGGUGAUUUCUCGCUACAAGGAGAAGAGGAAGAACAGAAGAUUCGACAAGCAGAUCCGGUACGAAUCGCGCAAGGCUCGUGCCGAUGGAAGGUUGAGGAUCAAGGGGCGAUUCGCCAAGUCGAGCUAGGCAUAAUAAUUCUUGGUCGGGUUAUGUUAUAUCAGCUUCUUCUAGCAUGGGCACAAAGGGACCUUGCUACACAGUUCAUCCAUAUGUAUGUAUGAUGCAUUGAUCUGUCGGCAGCAUUCUGCUCUGAUUAUCUUUUCUGUCCCCAGCUUGGUAUGGUAGCAUUGUUCAGUAGUAAUAACUUGUGUUGAGGAGAGUUGAUCCAGAUCCAAACCCUUCUGUUUCGCUGUAGAAAAUGUUCAGUGGUGCCAACCUGCUGCCUUGUCCCAAUUCUGGUUUAAGAAUUCCUUACUGGUUAUUGCAAAAGGCUAUAUCUAUGUUACAGAAAUCACUGGAUUUGCAUGGUUUCGAGCCAAUAGAUUGGGCCAAUGCAUGAGAACUUGGCAAACAUUUUAUUUCGAAAAUUUUUCGGAGGUA